This is a messenger RNA of Carassius carassius (crucian carp), 4725 nucleotides long. RefSeq names its product collagen alpha-1(XVIII) chain-like. The coding region runs from base 222 to 3875 and encodes 1217 amino acids. Lineage: Eukaryota; Metazoa; Chordata; Actinopteri; Cypriniformes; Cyprinidae. The transcript has 39 exons. The record is from RefSeq and is a predicted model, not a curated record.
GUGGAGAUCGUCGUUUCUCAGAGAUUUUUCGGGGUCAGAUUUCAGCAGUCUGUAGCGCUGUUUAGUGCUGAGACUGAGGCAGUCUUUGUUCAGUCAGUCUGAAGUGAGAGACCGGAGAGUCAGUCAGGAGGAGAGAAGUGAGAGAGGACACACAGAGAGAGAGUGCUUGACAACACUCUGGAGGAAGUGUUGAUAUACACGUUUUAUAUUCCACUAAUCUUAUGCUCAAACUGCUGAGGAAAAUGAAACUUUGGCUCCUGUCGUGGCUCGUCGGUGUGCAUCUCGCCUUGAUUUAUCGCUCAUCUGCGCUUCAUGUGAUGGAAGAGCGAGGGUCCAGGGGUCACCUAGUCCUGACUGAACUAGUUGGUGUUCCUCUUCCUCCAUCUGUGUCCUUCAUCACUGGCUAUGAGGGUUUCCCUGCUUACAGUUUUGGGCCUAAUGCUAAUGUAGGUCGACUGACCCAAUCCUUUGUACCUGAGCCCUUCUUCAUGGACUUUGCCAUUAUUGUGACCGUCAAGCCCUCCAACUCUCGAGGUGGGGUUCUGUUUGCCAUCACAGAUCCCUCCCAGAGGAUUGUCCACUUGGGCUUGGCCCUGACGCCUGUGGAGGAUAAGACCCAGAGGAUUGUACUGUAUUACAGUGAACCAGGGCUUGCAGACACCAUGGAAGUGGCUUCCUUUAAAGUGACUGAUAUGACACAGAAGUGGAAUCGCUUUACGCUGACGGUUGAGCAUGAGGAGGUUCGGCUUUAUAUGGAUUGUGAGGAGUACCACAGCGCCCCCCUGAAGAGAAGCCAGCAGCCCCUCAGCUUUGAGCAAGGCUCCGGAAUCUUCGUGGCAAAUGCGGGCAGCACUGGCCUGGAGAGAUUUGUGGGGUCUAUUCAACAGCUGGUAAUAAAACCGGACCCUAGGGCAGCGGAAGAGCAGUGUGAGGAGGAUGACCCCAGCGCCUCCGGGGACAGAAGUGGUGAUGGUGAUUAUGAUGAUGAAGAAGAACAUGGGAGACAUGAAGUAAUCAGUCAGACAAAUGUGAGGGAAGACAAAGAAAAGACACAUAGACCCACCUAUCCUUUCCAAGCUCCGCCCACUGUGUCCCCUGACAUGGAUGAAGGGGAGUUUUCGGGACAUGUGACCCCUACAGACGAAAGGCUGCUUAGAGGGACUUACAAAACAGAUGAAACAGGGGAGAGUACAGGGGAUGGUUCUGGCCAGAGGCAAAAAGGGGAGCGUGGAGAACCUGGACCGGCAGGCCCCCCGGGACCCCCUGGCCCUCCUGGACCAUCUCUCCCAUCCACACAUUCGGGUCAGCCUGAACAGAGAGGUCCUCAAGGUCCAAUGGGUCCACCAGGAAGACAAGGCAGACCAGGGAAAGAUGGACAACCUGGACUCAAAGGUGAAGAAGGAAAACCAGGGCAGAAAGGACCUCCAGGACUUCCAGGAUUGCCUGGAGAAUCUGGAGUCAAAGGAGAAAAGGGUGAUCCUGGGGUUGGUCUGCCUGGUCCACCAGGGCCUCCCGGACCACCGGGUCCAUCCAAACCAAUUAAAGUUCCAUUUGGAUUUGAUGCUCUCGGCUCUGGAUUUGAAGAUGUUGACAUUGAUACAGAACGUCUUAGGGGUCCACCUGGUCCUCCAGGGCCUCCAGGGAAACCUGGCCCGCCUGGGCCUAAUGGGGCUUUGCUGCCUGGACCACCAGGUGCCCCUGGCAAGGAUGGCAGAGAUGGGCAACCUGGACUUCGUGCGCCUCCUGGUCAGGAUGGCUUAACUGGACAACAGGGACCCAAAGGAGCAAAGGGUGAACAAGGAAAGAGAGGGCCCUCUGGACCUAAGGGUGAAAAUGGUGACCCUGGCCAUAUUGGUCCUAUGGGACCGAGGGGUGUACCUGGACCCCCUGGCAUUCCUGGUCCUCCUGGCCCACCAGGACCUUUAAGCAAUAACUUCAUGGUGGACACUUUGAAGGAUUUAGAGGGUUCUGGUGAAAGCAGAUUGUUUCUCGAAGCUGGAAUUUCGAAAGGCUAUCAUGGGCCUCCUGGUCUACCUGGCCCACCAGGACCUCAGGGACCUCCUGGUGCUGAUGGAGCCACCGGUUUGUCUGUUAAGGGUGAACCAGGAUCGCCAGGACAGGAUGGAAUACCAGGAUUAGCUGGUUUACCAGGUGCCAGGGGGCCAAAGGGGGACCAGGGCAGUCCAGGAGAGAAGGGUGAGCGAGGUCGUGAUGGACUGAGCAUAACAGGGCCUCGUGGUCCCCCUGGCCCACCUGGACCGACCAUUAACUUCCAGGAUCUCCUUCUUAAUGAUACUGCAGCCAAGUUGAACCUCACUAAGAUCAGAGGAGCUCCAGGCCCUAUGGGCCCUGAAGGCUUGCCUGGCAGAGCAGGAUUCCCUGGCCCAAGAGGACCAAAAGGUGAAAUUGGGUUUCCUGGCAUUCAAGGACCUCCAGGACUGAAGGGAGAAAAGGGGGAGCCAGGUGUAUCUAUAGCUGCUGAUGGAUCUGUAAUACCAGGCCUGAGAGGGCCCAGAGGACCGAAGGGAAUGAAGGGAGACAUCGGCCCUUCUGGAAGGCCUGGGAUAUUGGGGCCGAUUGGACCACCUGGGCAAAAGGGAGAAUAUGGACUUCCUGGUCGACCGGGCAGGGCUGGAAUAGCUGGAAGGAAAGGGGACAAGGGAGAUUCUAGUGGCCCCCCUGGUCCACCGGGUCCACCUGGACCUCCAGGGCCACAAGGACGAGUAAUUGGUCUCAAUGGAGGUGCUAAAGGUGAUGAUGGCUACAAGGGGCAAAAGGGAGAAAAAGGGGAUCCUGGUUUGCCUGGCUCACCGGGGCUGCCUGGGAGGACAGGCCUUGUGGGACCGAAAGGUGACUCUAUUGUUGGUCCUCCUGGAGACACUGGUCCCCCGGGCCCUCCAGGACUGCCUGGCUAUGGAAUUCCAGGACCACAGGGGCCACCAGGACUUCCUGGACCACCAGGCACUCCAUCUGCAUAUGGCUCUGCUGCGAGUCUCCCUGGACCUCCAGGUCCUCAAGGGCCGCCUGGUGCUCCUGGCAAUGGAAACCCUGUGAGAACAUUUAAAAACAUUCAGACCUUGAUAAGAGAGACCAAUGAGGCUGUGGAAGGGACUCUGGCAUAUGUUAUAGACAAGAGUGAACUGUAUAUCAGGGUACAAGGGGGCUGGAAGAAAGUAGAGCUAGGAGAGCUAAUCCCAGUUCCUCAAGACAGUUCCUCGUCUGCUUUGUCACAAGGCCUGAGCAGACCCAGCGACCGCAGUGUACCAAGAGUUCAUAGCCAGGAGUUGAAGAGCUUCCUGCCAGACUACCAUGUUUUUCUACAGAAUUCGCACUCAACGCCAGCAUUGCACCUGGUGGCACUCAAUGCCCCAUUCACAGGGGACAUGCAUGGAAUCCGAGGGGCAGAUUAUCAGUGUUACCAGCAAGCCCGUGCCAGGGGCCUGACAUCCACUUACAGAGCUUUCCUCUCCUCUCACCUACAAGACAUUUCCAGCAUCGUCAGGAAAGGGGACCGCUUCAGCUUGCCAGUGGUGAACCUCAAAGGAGAUGUGCUUUUCAGCAGCUGGAUGGCUAUGUUCUCUGGCGACGGGGCUGUUUUUGAUCCACUUACACCGAUUUAUUCCUUUGAUGGACAAAAUGUCAUGACAGAUCAAGCUUGGCCUCAGAAAGUGGUGUGGCACGGCUCAAAUAUCGCGGGCAUCCGAAUGACAACUAGCUACUGUGAGGCCUGGCGGACUGGUGACAUGGCGGUGACGGGACAGGUGUCUCUUCUGCAGACCGGCAGACUGCUGGGGCAAAACACGCGUAGCUGCUCAAACCACUUCAUUGUGCUUUGCAUUGAGAACAGCUACAUCCAGAACCCUGGAAGGAACUAGAAAGCUGACAAUUUUAAAGUAAAGUAAUGCAGAUGUAGGGAGCAGCAGUAGCUGGACUGCUGGGGGAUAAUAUCCAAUCUACUCUUUUAUUAGGGAGAGAGCUCCUAUGAGAUAUUACAAGCCAGGGGAAAUGGCACUGCAAUCAUGUUUCACUUCUUCUCUGAGCAUGAUGUAAAUAUGUAUAAAUCACCCACUGAUACUGUUCAAUCAACGAUCCACCGAGUUCUAUUAGAAUACCAAAGAAUACCUCACCCAGACAUCAACAAGCAAGAGUAGAUCUAUUGUAUGAAUUCACUGCAUUACUCUGUGCCUUCUCAGAUGACAUAAGCCCCUCCUCACAAUGACUAAUACAGAGGUUUUGUGUGUGUGUGUGUGUGUGUGUGUGUGUUUAAUGUAUUAACUACAAAUUUGUAAACACAAAUGUUGAUAGAUAAAAAAAUGCUUAUUUUUAAUCAGAUUAAAUGCCAAUAUUAAGACAUCAAUAUUUGGAUAUGCUGUGUUCAUAUGAGGGAGUUUCGGAAGUUGUUUAAAUGCACUGUAUUAAUAAUUUCUUGUUUUGUUUUAGUUUUCACACCCACAAAGCUCCUUUUUGUGAACUUGCAUUUACACUAGUAUUUAAAAGAGGCAAAAAGUCUAAUUUGUUAUGUAAAAGCCGCACAUAAAACUAAAAACGUACAGAGGCCACAACCACAUUAUAACUCAUCACUGUUUAAUCUUUCUAUGACAUUUAGAAAGACGUACUAGAAAGUCAGUAACAGCGUUGUUUAUCUUCUUGUAUGAAACAGUAAUAAAGAAUUCCCCUUUUUUCAUAUUUGAAUGGUGCUCAGUGAAUAAAUGUUUUGUUUUAUAA